AUGGAUAUUUCAACUGAAAGCGUUUCAGCUUUGAGACAGUCAUUUGAAGUUAAACUCAAUGAAAAAAACGAAGUGUUUCAUCCUUUGGACCUUGCCAAAAUAAAUAAUUCAGAUGCAUGGCUUCAACGGUUUUUAAUUCAUACUGAAGGUAAUCAAGAAGAAGCUUUAUCCAUGUUAUGGAAUGUAUGUGAAUGGAGAAAAUCAUUUGGUGUUAAUGAAAUGAGUGAAUCAAAUGGUACAGUAAGAAUUGAUUACUUAGAGGAGGGAAUCAUGUAUCCUCAUGGUAUGGAUAUAGAUGGUAAACUUAUGUUCAUUAUUAGAUGCAAAUUGCAUUUUAAAGCUUCUAAAGAUUCUGAGGAAUGUAAAAAGUGCGCUGUGUACUGGUUUGAAAGAAUGGAAAGGUUAACUAAUGGUGAUCAAAUUACAAUAUUUUUUGAUAUGAUGGGUUCUGGUUUAAGUAAUCUUGAUAUGGAAUUUACAAAUUACUUAAUAAAUUUACUUAAAAUGUAUUAUCCAGCCUUUUUAAAUUACAUUAUAAUUUAUGAAAUGCCAUGGGUUUUAAAUGCGGCUUUUAAAAUAAUCAAGACAUGGCUACCAGCCAAGGCUGUUAAAAAAAUUAAAUUCCUAAAUAAAAACAGUUUAAGCGAAUUUGUAUCAAAAGAAUCAAUAAUGGUCAAUUGGGGUGGUGAAGACAAUUACAAGUUUAAUUUUGAACCAGAAACUAAAAAAAUUGAAGAAACCAAGAAAAAGGUUCAUUUUGCAGAAACAAUGGAAGUGAAAAAUGGGUCAGGAGACAUUCGCGAUAUAGUGUAUAUGCCCAAAGAGCUUAAACUGAAAAUAAACCCUAGCGAAGUACUUACAUUUAUUAAAGAUAACAGCAAUGGUUAUAAUGAAUUAAUGGCAAGCCUCACAUUUAUAAAUGAUUACAAAGAUCCAAUUGCGUUCAAAAUAAAAACUACUUGUCUUGUUAAGUAUAAAGUUCGUCCAAGCACAGGUACACUUAUACCUCAAGAAAGUAUAAAAGUGACGUUUGUAUUAAAUGGAAUGUCAAUAAAACAGACUGAUGUAAUGAGAGAUAAAUUUUUAGUACUUGUAAUUCCUGUUAUAGAUACUAAAGAUAUGGCAGAAAUGUGGAAGAUACAAUGGGAAACCAAAGAACAACACAUUUUGAAAUGUAAAAUUUCUAAUGAAAAUGAAACAGUAAAUACCUGGAAUUCUUAUGACCAGAAUCAUAAUAAUGAUCUCGAGGAAAAAGUUAAUAAAUUAAUGAAUAUGGUUACUACUUUAGAAAUUUCGAAUCGUGUCCUUUCCCAACAUAUGCGUUACGUUAAGUAUUCAUUAUAUAUUUUACUAUUAGUGUGUUUGUUUGCAGUUGGAUUUUUGUGGGCUGUAUUUUAUCAUAAAUAG
Macrosiphum euphorbiae (potato aphid) is the source of this 1407-nucleotide messenger RNA. The record is from the annotation of a GenBank genome assembly. Lineage: Eukaryota; Metazoa; Arthropoda; Insecta; Hemiptera; Aphididae.